AUGGGGGAAGAUGACCCCGUAGGAGACAGAGGGGGUGGUGCUCCAGUGGGCCCUGGUGAGGUGGUGGAGAGUGCAGAGGAGGUGUGCAAGUUUCCAAGGCAGCAGCUGAGCUGGUGGCAGGCUCAAGAGUCCUGUGAGCAGAGGUUUGGCCACCUGGCACUGGCGCCCCCAGCUGGGGUCCUUGCUCCAAGGCUGCCCAGCCCCAUUUGGGUGGGCCAGAAAGAGGCCCCUCUUCGGAGACCCCCGAAAAGGCGCGCGCUCACCACGGCCGCGCUGGCGUCCCGGGAGCGGACGGCGGACACCGCGCGGCUGCGGACGCCCCGGCCCGCGCUGGGGGCGCCGACCGCGUGCGCGCACCCGCAGGGGGACGCCGGCUCGCCCCACGCCGCGGCGCUCCGCUCCCUCGCCGCGCCCGCACUGCCCAACGCGCUGCAGCUGCGCGCCCUCGCCGAGCUGGUGCUGCGCGGCCACCACGCGCCCUUCCUGGCCGCCUCCCGCGCCGACGGCCGCUGGCACCGCGCGUGCGCCACGUGGGAGCAGCGCGGCGGGCGCUGGGCGCUGUAGGCUGGCGGGCGGCCGGGCGGCGUCCUCGUGCGGGGCCAGGAUCAGGACUCGCUGGGGGGCGGCUUCUGGGCGCGCGAUGCCUUCGGCGGGAACCUCACCGACUUCCACCUGUGGGCUCGGGCGCUGAGCCCCGCGCAGCUGCAACAGGCCCGGGCCUGCUCUUCCGCGGGGACCCGGGCGCCCUGGACCGCACGGCCUCGAGGCUGCCGCCCCUGCCGAGCGCCUUCGGUGCGCCUGCUCGGUCCGGUGCCCUCAGAGGAGUGCCCUAUGUGGAACCCAGGAUCCCGUACCGAAGGCUCUUGGCUCGGCCUUCAACCCCAGCCCUUCCUCUGCUGCUACCGGACAGAGACUUAUCAGCGGCUGCAGGACUCCCAGUCAUGGCCUGGCCAGGAUGUUAUCAGCCGAGUCAAUACCUUGGCCAAUACCAUUGGGCUCCUCCCUGACCCUCUCUCUGAAGUCUAUGGAGACCUGUUGCUGGCCGAGGCCUGCAACUUCCUGGGUAUCCUGGAGAGAGUACUGGCAAAGGAAGCAGCUCCACUGGGCCCCGCUGCACUGCUGGCUGUCGUACACUUCCUGAAGAGGGUGACAGUCCUCGGGGCAGGGGAGCCAGAACCCUUAACAGGGCCUUGGGAGCAGCUAGGCCAGGGCAUCGUGUCUGUGGCCAGCUUGGUCCUGGAGGAGCAGCUGGCUGAUGCAUGGCUCUCAGUCAGUGAGGUGGUUGGCAGACCCAUGGCCCUGGUGGCAAGUGUCCAGCGCCUGGCACCCCUGCUGAGCACCGUGCUGACCUCCGAGCGACCCCGAUGGCACAUCCAGCACUGCCGUGUGGGUCUGGUGGUGCAGAGUCUACACCUGACAGAGGCCAGCACAGAGAGCUGUGUGUUCACGAUGCCCUGUGGGCACCCAGAGGAACCCGGCCACAUCCGUAUCCCUGCAAGUGAAGUAAAGCAGCUCCUUGGGAAAGGCCUCUCUGGAGUCACCAUGAUCCACAGCUGGUUCAGCUCAAGCAUCUUCCAGCACACUCUCGGGGAGCCUGGCCUAGAGCCCCAAGCCCCUGACAUCUCAGAAGAGGCAAACAAGAUGCAGAGGUUUCUAGGCACCCAGGUGGGCUCAGCCAUCAUCUCCUCUGAGGUGUGGGAUGAAACUGGGGAGGUCAGCACAGCUGUGACCUUUCAUCUGCAGCACCAGGCCCAGGAGCCCUUCUGUUCUCUACCCUUCCCCAGCCCAGACACAGGAGGCUCGUGGGCCACUACUGGCUGCUCUGUGGCCACCCUCUACCAGGACUCUACCACCUGCUUCUGCAACCACAGCACCAACUUCGCUGUCCUGUUGCAGGUGUAUGACGUCCAGAGGAGCGCUGAGGAGGAGUCACUGCUGAGGACGCUCUCGUUUGUGGGCUGCGGUGUGUCCUUCUGUGCCCUUGCCACUACCUUCUUGUUCUUCCUGGCAGCCCGGGUCCCCAAGUCAGAGCGAGCCACGGUCCACGAGAACCUCACCUUCUCCCUGGCCUCUGCUGAGGGCUUCCUCAUGGCCAGUGAGUGGGCAAAGGCCAACGAGGUGACCUGUGUGGCCGUCACAGCUAUCAUGCACCUUCUCUUUUUGGUUGCCUUCUCCUGGAUGUUGGUGGAGGGCCUACUGCUAUGGAGCAAAGUGGUGGCUGUAAGCAUGCGCCCAGGCCCCAGGAUGACACUGUUCUAAGCCACAGGCUGAGGUGCACCUGUGGCCAUUGUGGCCACCACCGUGGCUGUGUCCCCCCAUGACUAUGUGGCUACUGGGCACUGCUGGCUCAAUGUGCACACGGACACCAUCUGGGCCUUUGUGGGGCCUGUGCUCUUCGUGCUGACAGCCAACACGUGUAUCCUGGUCCGUGUGGUGAUGGUCACUGUGUCCAGUGCCCGCCGGCAUGCCCGCAUGCUGAGCCCACAGCCCUGUCUGCAGGAGCAGAUCAGGAUCCAGACAUGGGCCACAGUGAAGCCACUGCUGGUCCUGCUGCCCGUCCUGGGCCUGAGCUGGCUGGUCGGCAUGCUGGUGCACCGCAGCCCAACCUGGGCGUAUGCUGCCGUGAGCCUCAAUUCCUUCCAGGGGCCAUACAUCUUCCUGGUCUAUGCUGCCUACAACUGGGAGGUCCGGGGUGCAUUGCAGAGGAUGACUGAGAAAAAGGCAACAGAGGCAUUCACUGUGGGUGAGGGCAGGUCCCUGGGUCCCUGGGAGGUGGCUCUGGAUGACCCUGUAGCCUUGGCUCCAGCUCGAAGACACUUGGCUGUUAGAGGGACUCACGGCCCCAGAGUCCCCACAGCCUUCUCCUCUGUUGCAGAACCCGAGAGACCGGCUGUGGAGCUGACAGCAUUCAAGGCAUCAGGCCCAGCCUCCCGGGUGUACCCCUCUCGGCGCCCCUAUCCUGAUGCCUUGCGGGCCGCAAGGACUUCCAAACCUGAGCCUAGGCGCCCCCUUCUGCAGAGUAGGCAGGAGUCGCCCCCUACAGGCCAGCGCGCGGUGGACCUUCCGCGGGGCCCGACGGCGCCCCCGCCCCCGCCCCCGCCCCGCCGCGCGGGUGGGAACAGGAGCGGCGGCGGCGCCUCCGCGCUCAAGUGA
Molecule: messenger RNA, 3153 nt
Organism: Nyctereutes procyonoides (raccoon dog)
Lineage: Eukaryota; Metazoa; Chordata; Mammalia; Carnivora; Canidae
Gene: ADGRD2
Product: adhesion G protein-coupled receptor D2
Biological process (GO): adenylate cyclase-activating G protein-coupled receptor signaling pathway; cell surface receptor signaling pathway
Cellular component (GO): membrane
Molecular function (GO): G protein-coupled receptor activity
Source: RefSeq, a predicted model, not a curated record